AUGCACUACGGCCCGCCGCCCGAGCCUUCGGGGCCGCCCUCUGGCUUGACCACUCCCGCAAGCGAGACCCGAAGACUAUCUGAUCCUCCCGCCUCGUGGGAUCAACGAAUGCCAUGGGACUCGUGGAGCUCAGACGGCUUCGCUCGCGGUUAUGAUAUACCCCCAAUUCAGUUCGGAGACGGCCCGCCCUAUAGCGAAGACGACGAUCUACAGAGUCCGGUCGUCGCUACCCGUCACCGUAAGCACAAGUCCAGUUCAGCCACACUUGGCCAGAGCAGGCGGCGGGCCGGUCGGGAGGGCGACAUCAUGACCACGUCCAACUACGACAGCGAGAGGGGAUAUUAUGUUGGAACAAGUGGAGAUGGUAGUGAGCGCUACUACGUGACCCAUGGAGGAGAGCCGAACGGCCCAGGUGGCGAGUAUGUAACCUAUCCUCCUGAUCAAGCACGCCAUAGCCAUGGCUACCAUUAUCCUCAAAGAGGCCGUCAGCGUGAUGGCGGCCGGCCUCGGUCAGAGAACUCUAGCCCCCCAUCAUCACCCGGGUACCGCGACAUUGACGAAUCUCGCUAUUCACGAGACUACCAGUUCACAAUUACCUCACCCGACGAGGAGUUCCACGGCAAGGCCGUGGCCCUGUUUGAUUUUGAGCGCGAGAAUGAAAACGAACUACCCCUAGUUGAGGGCCAGAUCAUUUGGGUCUCAUACAGGCAUGGACAAGGGUGGCUCGUCGCGGAGGACCCAAAGACGCAGGAGAGUGGACUGGUUCCAGAGGAGUACGUACGGUUGCUCCGAGAUAUCGAAGGCGGCAUGAACAGCUUGACUGGGAAUCCUGUGGAUGGCUGCAUAUCCCCGAAUGAAGCCGAGACCCCCACACAAGCGGAACACAGUGGUAAAGAACGACAGCCAUCCAUCACGUCAACCAAUGGAUAUCACCAACCGGUUGUGUCGGUCUUUUCAACAUCAAGCAAAGAUUUGAAUCCCUACCCUACAGGACAAUUGGGUAUUCAGGCCGGGCAGACGCCUCCACAGGUAAUUCAUUAUCACGGACAACGUGGUGGUAGCCAGGCAAACACGCCCACCAUCCCGCAACACAAAGAGCCUGGGAUGGCUCGCAGAGAGAGUCAGGAUUCAACCAACGAUGGCGAGGCUGGUAAUACGCCAGGUCUAGAACAUCCGACGGCUGCUUCCAGUCAGGCGACCAGUCGGUAG
Messenger RNA from Metarhizium album ARSEF 1941, 1209 nucleotides. Its product is annotated as SH3 domain containing protein. The transcript has a single exon. Gene Ontology annotation, molecular function: protein binding. The coding region runs from base 1 to 1209 and encodes 402 amino acids. NCBI's taxonomy places the organism in Eukaryota, Fungi, Ascomycota, Sordariomycetes, Hypocreales, Clavicipitaceae. The record is from RefSeq and is a predicted model, not a curated record.